Molecule: messenger RNA, 2266 nt
Organism: Neoarius graeffei (lesser salmon catfish)
Lineage: Eukaryota; Metazoa; Chordata; Actinopteri; Siluriformes; Ariidae
Product: NLR family CARD domain-containing protein 3-like
Exons: 5
Coding region: 41-2266 (741 amino acids)
Source: RefSeq, a predicted model, not a curated record
GGGAAAGAGAUCAGACUCACCAGAUCCCAGCUGUGUGUCCAUGAAGAGUGAUUGGUCUAUGAAACACCCAUUUCACUUCAAAGGCAGAAACUGUUCUGCUGAUCUGAGAAUGAUGGAGGGAAAGAGAUCAGAGUCACCAGAACCCAGCUGUGUGUCCAUGAAGAGUGACGGGUCAAUGGGACUCCCAAUUAACUUCAGAGACAGAGACAGUCCUGCUGAUCUGAGACCACAAAAGAAGAAAUCAAACCUCAGCAGAAAUCAGCUGGAGUCCAUAUUCAAGGAGCUGGAACACAAAGUCAUCAGUGUGAUCCAGAAGGAGCUGAAGAGGUUUAAGAAGCUCCUGAGUCCAGAUUCCCCAGCAUGCUCUGAGAGGGAGGUGGAGGAUGAGGAGGAUCAGAGCAGUGUCAGAGAGGGAGUGCUGAAGAUCACACUGCACUUCCUGAAGAACAUGAACCACACAGAUCUCGCUCACACACUGCGCAACAAACACGUCUCUGUGUAUCGGCAAAAGUUGAAAUCCAACCUGAGAGAGAAGUUCAAAAGAGUUAAUGAAGGAAUCUCACAGCAUGGAAGCUCAGCUCUUCUGAAUGAGAUCUACACAGAGCUCUACAUCACAGAGGGUUGGAGUGGAGACGUCAAUAAAGAACAUGAGAUGAGACAGAUUGAGACAGCGUCCAGGAGACCAGCAACACAGGAGACACCCAUCAAAUGUAAGGAUCUCUUUAAAGACACGUCCAUCAGAAGUGUGCUGACUAAAGGAGUUGCUGGAAUUGGAAAAACAGUCUCUGUGCAGAAGUUCAUUCUGGACUGGACUGAAGGAGAAGUGCAUCAGGACGCCACCUUCAUGUUCCCACUUCCCUUUAGAGAGCUGAAUCUGAUGAAGGAGAGAAAUCUCAGUCUGAUGAAUCUCCUUCAUCACUUUUUCCCAGAAAUGAAAGAAUUACAAUUCAUAGACUGUGAUAUAAACAAAGUCCUGUUGAUCUUUGAUGGUCUGGAUGAGUGUCGACUUCCUUUAAAUUUCCAGAACAAUGAGAGAUUGUGUGAUGUGACAGAGUCGGCCUCAGUGGAUGUGCUGCUGACAAACCUCAUCAAGGGGAAUCUGCUUCCCUCUGCUUUCCUCUGGAUAACCUCUCGACCAGCAGCAGCCAAUCAGAUCCCUCCUGAGUGUGUAGACCAGGUAACAGAGGUACGAGGGUUCAGUGAUCCUCAGAAAGAGGAGUACUUCAGGAAGAGGAUCAGUGAUCAGAGCCUGGCCAAUAAAAUCAUCACACACAUGAAGUCUUCAAGAAGCCUCUACAUCAUGUGCCACAUCCCAGUCUUCUGCUGGAUCUCAGCCAGUGUUCUCGAGAGAAUGUUGGGUGAAGCAGAGAGUGGAGAGAUCCCCAAGACUCUGACUCAAAUGUUAACACACUUCCUGAUCUUUCAGAUCAAACACAAGGACCAAAAUUACCAUCAGAAAUGUGAGCCUGAUCCUCAGCAGACCAGAGCGAGUAUCCUGGCACUGGGAAAACUGGCUUUCCAACAGCUGGAGAAAGGAAACCUGAUCUUCUAUGAGGAAGACCUGAGAGAGUGUGGCAUUGAUGCGAGAGAAGUGUCAGUGUACUCAGGAGUGUGUACCCAGAUCUUCAGAGAGGAGUUUGGGCUUCACCUGGGGAAGGUGUUCAGCUUCGUACAUCUGAGUGUUCAGGAGUUUCUGGCUGCUUUAUACGUCUUUCUCCGUUUUAUUUUUAGAAAGAGAAAUGCGCUCAUGGAACAAAGCACUGGGCUUUUUAAUUUCUUAAUAAAGUCAAACAUGUCUGAUUUCCUCAGGAGUGCAGUGGACAAGGCCUUACAGAGUGCGAAUGGACACCUGGACCUGUUCCUCCGCUUCCUUCUGGGUCUCUCACUGGACUCCAAUCAGACUCUCUUACGAGACCUACUGCCCCAGACAGGAAAUAGCGCUCACAGCAAACAGGAAACAGUCGAGUACAUCAAGGAGAAGAUCAGGGAGAAUCCAUCUCCAGAGAAAUCCAUCAAUCUGUUCCACUGUCUGAAUGAACUGAAUGAUCAUUCUCUAGUGCAGGAAGUACAACGUUACGUGAACAGAGGAGAUUGCAGGCGUCUCAGUAGAGUCAGUCUCUCUCCUGCUCAGUGGUCAGCUCUGGUGUUUGUGUUACUGAACUCAGAACAGGAGCUGGAGGAGUUUGAUUUGAGUAAAUAUUACCCAUCAGAGGAAUGUCUUCUGAAGCUGCUGCCAGUGGUCAAAGCCUCCAGAAAAGCUGUGUAA